CUGCUGCUGUUGUUGCUGCUGCUGCUGUGCGCCCAAGGAGGACUCUGUUUUCUGCUGUCUUGCUCUUCUCGGGACUAACAACAUGGGGAGAUUAGAUGCGCUUCGGCAGUUUAAUUUGUUGAAAUGGCUCAGAGAGGAGAGACAGUCGAGGAAACUGAUUCUCUUCAUUGUUUUCGUCGCUCUGCUCCUGGAUAACAUGCUGCUGACUGUAGUCGUCCCCAUCAUUCCCAGCUACCUGUACAACCUGGACGAGUCAACAGACGUGGUGUUGAAGAACAACACCUUGUCACAGCAGAGUCCCCCAGGAGCCUUCAACAGCAUUGUGUCCUUAUACGACAACACUGUGAGGUCUUCAGGCUCUAACAGGUCUACUGACCCGGUCCCUUCAGCCCUUGCUGCUACAGAGCUGCCGCAAAACUCCUCUAGCUGCCCCCAGUCCACCAAGAAGCUGCACAAUGAGAAUGUCAAAGUGGGAAUGCUGUUUGCCUCCAAGGCCACCGUACAGCUGAUAACCAACCCCUUCAUAGGGCCACUCACAAACAGAAUAGGAUACCAGCUUCCCAUAUUUGCUGGCUUUUGUAUCAUGUUCCUAUCUACAAUCAUGUUCGCCUUCUCAUCGAGCUACGCUCUGCUGUUUCUGGCCAGAUCGCUUCAAGGUGUGGGCUCCUCCUGCUCAUCUGUGGCUGGGAUGGGGAUGCUUGCAAGUGUGUACACCGAUGAUGAGGAGAGAGGUCACGCCAUCGGGAUUGCCUUGGGAGGUCUGGCAUUGGGAGUAUUAGUUGGACCCCCAUUUGGCAGUGUGAUGUAUGAUUUUGUUGGGAAGACAGCUCCUUUCCUCAUUCUGGCUUUCCUGGCUGUGUUUGACGGAGCUCUGCAGCUCUUUGUUCUUCAGCCCACCAAGGUGGAACCAGAGGUUCCAUUUGCUACAGACAUCUAUGGUCUGAUUCUUCCAAACUUUGGUGUUGGUUUUGCUAUUGGCAUGGUGGACUCCUCUAUGAUGCCUAUAAUGGGUUACCUUGUGGACCUGCGGCACGUGUCUGUUUAUGGAAGUGUGUAUGCCAUUGCUGAUGUGGCUUUCUGCAUGGGGUUUGCUUUAGGUCCAUCUAUCGGAGGAUCCAUCGCUGAGAGCAUUGGCUUCCCCUGGCUGAUGACCAUAAUUGGAAUAGUAGAUAUUUUCUUUGCUCCUCUUUGCCUCUUCCUCAGGAAUCCUCCAGGACAAGAAGAGAAAAUUGCCAUUUUGAUGGAUACCAACUGCUCAAUGAAGACAAGAUCCUACUCCACACAGGGGACGUACUACCAGGGUGAAAACAUGGAUCCAGAGUAUGACGACUAUGAUUAACAGGACUCCAGCCAUGCAAGUUAACCGUUCAGAGGAUCUAUUUUGUUGUAUAAAAAAGGAACACAGAAGAAAAAAAACAGCAAAGAAACAAAACAGCCAAGUUAUUUCUAUGUGAAUGUCCCGCAUUCAGUCUUCACUGUUCACUGUCCUCGUAGCGGUUGUACUGGAGCAAACCAAAGUUGUUCUUUAUAUGUGGUUGCAAGCGCAUCGUUUAAGAGAUAUUUUUUUAGCCAACAGCCUUAUUCAGUAGAGAGAUGUGUCAAAAAGCACUUUUUAGGCAGUAGGAGGGUGCUAAGCAACAAGUACGCUUUGCUAGUUAAUUUGAAAUACAAAUCGUAAUUCAUGUGUCAGCCAUUAAAAGUAUAAUUUUUAUAUGUCUGUACAUCAUACUGUCCAGAGUAUUAUUACCAGACCUUGGUGUGCAAGUUGGUAUUGUUAAUUGUGAGGUAUGUAAAGAAACUGUUGUUUGUUUAAAAUCCAGGACGAUUUGUUGGCCCAGUCUAGUUUGCAUUGAUACAGUUACAAAAGUCCAUAGUUAGGACUGAACUGUGCCGGGAAGUCAACACAUUGGAACUGCUUAAGAAAAGGAUGAGGAAUGUAUUCUAAAACACAACAUAUCCUCCUAAUAUGAACAGAACCUACAUGUUUUGCAUUUUGGCAACAGCAGAGAAAAAGAUAAUUUAAAGCUGCUGUUCAUACAUUUUUUUAUUUAAUAAAUCAUUAAACUGUAAAUUCUCAAAUAGUGGCCUUUAUUUACAUCAGUGACAGAGAGAACCAGGCCUACAACAGGCUUAUAGUAGAGACAUGCUUUAUUCCUGUAUAAUUUCCUCUAUCGCCCCAGUUAAAGCAUUUUCAAAACACCCUUUAACUACCUGUCACAUUUCCACAGCACUAAUUCCAUCAGUACAACAACAUAGUUGUGUCAUACUCAACACACUGCUGCCCUGAGUCUCUCUUUUCUUUCUCUAAACUGAAAUACAGUUUAUAUUGUGAUGUCUUGAGAGAUUGGGGGCUUCUCUCUUGGAGCUUUUGAGGCGGGGCUGCAGGAAAUUAGGACAACAAAAGUGUCAGUGUAUACACUCUUCUCAUUUAUUUUUCAUUUUCAUUUUACAUUUAUUUACCCAGAUAAGUCAAGAACAAAUUCUCAUUUACAAUGAUGACCUAGCCAAGAGACAGCUUCAUUCUUGCAAACAAAAACAGAUAUUUGAAUCUGAUAUAAAGAAAUAAAAAUAAAUAAGAAAUAAAAAAUUUCUAGUUCGCUGUCUUAUUGGUAAUAACUAGUAGUUCAGUCAGUGACUGUUCACAUACACAAACUAUAUUUUGCCCUUAUUCCGAAAAAGGCAGUAUUUCUACUAAGCUGUUUAAAUGUCUAAUGAAAAUGAAUAUUCCACUGAUAUUACCGUUUACAUGCAGCUGUGCAUACUCCUGUUAAGGACAUACGAAUUACCUUCCUCUUCCUUCUCUCUCCUUUUCAAACUUCAGUCAUAUUAAAUGCUGCAGCCAUUUUGCCUCUUUGCAUCAAGAAAUGAUUUCUUUAAAUAAUUAGCAAUAUCCAAACAGAAAAUGCUGUUUACAUCACCCUUAUCAAAUGUGGAAUACUGUCAUAUUAGUGGAAAAUUAGUGUGCAUGCAAACAUAGUGAGUGUCUCUUCUAGCUCAUCCACUAUGGGCAAUCAACUAUGGUUCAGCUGGGCAGCAACAAUUGUCCUAACUGCCCUGCUGACUAUAAGAUAAGAUAAGACACUCCUUAAAAUUUGGCACAGCAGCCCCGGGGAAUGUAGUGCAAAAGAGUAGAGAGUGAAUACAAAUAUAAAUAUAAAAAAUAAAUAUCGUAGAAAUAUAAAAUAUGGGUUUUGUAGUCUUUUAAUGGACACCAUGAUGGGUUGUAGUCCUUGCUGCAGCCACUGCGAGGGACACUACCCCUCAUGGCAUUAUAAUAUUCACGCACUGAUUCCAGUCACUUCCACUUUGACGUUUUCUCAAUCGAUAUAAAGCUAGAAAACGAAACUCAACACUUCAAGCAAAGUUUUAACAUUAAAAGUCCCUUUAUUUUUAGGCUUUUAAUGUGAACAAUGUGAAAUGUGGAGGAGUUUCACUGGCAGUAGCCAAACAUCAAUGUGGAAAAAGUUUAAAGAAUGGAAUUAAGGCUGAUUGAAUUGAAGCUAAUUGAUAAUUGGCUGAUUUAAAUAAACUAUUUUAAAUGUUUCCACACAAUCUUUCACAGUAACUCUUACCUUCGCUGUAGGCCUAUCAUGGCUUGUUAUGCACCACUUCAAACAUCCAUUGCAGUAUUAUGUCUGGAUGCUGUCUAAAGGGCUGUCCAGACCAACUAUAACUAUAUAUCAUUUUAAAUGUUGUUCUAACUCACUGGAUGAUGAGUCCACAACACAACUAUAACAAUAAUGACAGUAGUGAACGAUAUCGUUGGGGUCACUUUCAGAGUGAUUUUAAGUUGGUAUACAAUUUAUUAAACGAUUGGAUAACAUAAUUUUAGGCUGCACAUUAGACAUUAAAAAAACUUAAUUUUACCUGAGACAUACUGCCAAACAAAAAGUCUUUGGCAUCUUUUGGUAGUGAUGUGUUAGGAGAUGUGGAUGCUCACAUUGCUCUUAUUGUUAUAGUUAUUGUUAUAGUUAUUGUUCUUGGUGUGGACGGCCUUCAGCUCUGCAAACUAUGUUUUUUUUAGGGGAGCAAUAAUAUUCCAACAGAGCAGCAUUAUAUAAAGGUAUCACAGCUAAGUGAAUUUGUGUGUCAAAGUUUACAUAAAUUGUACUUGUAGGAUCCAAUGAUUGCAGCGGUUCAAAUGAAUUCAAUUGAUUUUGCAGUUUUAAAUGCUGAUCUGAGUGCUGCAUUGAUUGCAGUGAUUCAAACGCUUGGCUACACCUUAACCAGGUGGUUAACGCAGGUUCUGCUUCAAGUGGAACACACUUAGAAUUAGUGAUUCAGUAUCAAACCUACUAAAUGUUUUGAGUAUCAAGACCUGACUGUAGACUUUUAGUUUAUAGCCUUAACUUAACUAACCUAACUAACUUCAUAUAGCUAACUGACAUCAGCUUGUCACAGCGGUUGGAUGAAUGGAUGGUUUUCCAAUUGCGACACAGAAAAAAAUGCAUAAAAACAUCCCUAGAAACUGCAGUAUAAUCCAUUUUCCUCAGCGUAGCUCAAUGCAGCGAUAGAAUUUAAAUUCCCUAUGAACCUAGAGAUGUUCGUUUUGUCAGAAAAAAGCACAGGUGUUAUUUAUAAUGUUAAUAAAAACUGCAUUACAUUUAGCUUAUCCAGUUCUAGUGUGGAUACAUGGUUGCAUGCUCCUUCACUGCAGUGGCCUACUUGGACACUUGGAACAUAGGGUAGAAACACAUAGAAAGUGAGCUGGAAAUGUAGCUGGGUUAAACAAUCGCAAUGUAACUGACAGCCUGUUGUAUUGUCUGUAAUUUGUUGGUGUAAAGUUACUGAUGAUUAAAAAAUAAAUGGCACAAAAAAGAAAUCAGGAUAACCAGCAAUGAUAGAUGUCAGUGUGCAGGGUAAACUUUAAAUAUAUUAACUGUGACCUGUGACAUGGGUCCUAUUUUUAUUGUAAAUCAGUGUAAUUAACAGCUCAUUAUUUACAACAUUGAUCAGAAACAGCUUCUGCACUGAUUUGUAUCAUGAGCCAAAAUAGCAACAGCAGUGGAAGCGGCAGUAAACUGCAUUUUGAUUGACAGCUCGAUGGAUCUACUCACCGGCAGCUGAGUGGGGGAGGUGUCGCCAUUUCUUGGUGGGCCUGCCACUUUCUGUGUGUCUGUGCCCUGAGCCAUCAUUAUCUUAUUACUUACACCUGUGUUUCCUUCGCUGUGUCAAAAUGUGGGCUGUAGAAAGGGUCUGUUGUCACAUGUGACAAGUGGUUUGUGCUGUACUGUUGAUGGAGUGUUCCUUUGUCAGUGUGUCCAAACACAUUAGAUUUCACCAAUCUGCAUUAAAGGAAUAGUUGGACAUUUUGCUAAUUAAACCAAGCUAACCGCCUGCUGGUUCCAUGUUUACAUGAUAAUGGUAUCAAUCUUGUCGUCACAUCUGGCAAGAUGGCUUAUAAACACAUUUCGAAAAAUGUCCAACUAUUUCUUUAGAUUUCCCCUUAGCGGAU
Molecule: messenger RNA, 5455 nt
Organism: Morone saxatilis (striped sea-bass)
Lineage: Eukaryota; Metazoa; Chordata; Actinopteri; Moronidae
Product: synaptic vesicular amine transporter-like
Biological process (GO): aminergic neurotransmitter loading into synaptic vesicle; transmembrane transport; xenobiotic transport
Cellular component (GO): terminal bouton; synaptic vesicle membrane
Molecular function (GO): serotonin:sodium:chloride symporter activity; xenobiotic transmembrane transporter activity
Source: RefSeq, a predicted model, not a curated record